Molecule: messenger RNA, 641 nt
Organism: Ipomoea triloba (trilobed morning glory)
Lineage: Eukaryota; Viridiplantae; Streptophyta; Magnoliopsida; Solanales; Convolvulaceae
Exons: 2
Coding region: 122-379 (85 amino acids)
Source: RefSeq, a predicted model, not a curated record
AAAACCGGUUUACAAGAUUAGGGUUUGUAAUUUUUUAAGUGAAGGAGUCGCUACUCGCAAUCUCCCCAAUUCAUUCCCAAUUCCACAUCGCCAUUCCUGUAAUCUCUACGCUCUCGACAACAUGGGUGGAGGAGACCACGGACACCACCACGCCGAUGCGCCCGCCGACUUCCGGACCAAGGUCUGGACCAUGGCCGGCGGGCCUAAUUGCAGGCCCGUGCACUGGAAACGCAAUACCGCCAUCGCCAUGGCAGGAAUCGUUCUCAUUUGCAUUCCCAUCGCCAUGAAAUCCGCCCAGCUCGAGCAAAGGCCCCAUAAUCCGGUCAGGCCGAUUCCCUCUCAGCUCUGGUGCAAGAACUUCGGGACGAAAGAAUACUAAUUUUGUGCUAGUUUGUCAGUAAAGCUGUCCUGGAUAUCAGCUGUUCUGUGGAUAAACUGUGUAAUUGGAUUCUGAAAUUGUGUAUUUUACUAUUUCUUGGAAUUUUUCAAUUUGAACUUAGCAAGUCUUCAAGAUAACCAUUUUGGAUUGAAUAAGAAAUGUCUGCCUUGUGCUGCUCUCUGUAUAAUCUUGGGAGGUUGGCCUUAAAAUUUGUCCUUAAUAAAGAGAUACACAAUUUUCUUCUUCUAAAUUAUAAUUCAAA